Messenger RNA from Rhineura floridana, 10699 nucleotides. It is a transcript of the gene WDFY4, whose product is annotated as WDFY family member 4. Bases 26 to 9604 code for a protein of 3192 amino acids. The transcript is spliced from 62 exons. The record is from RefSeq and is a predicted model, not a curated record. NCBI's taxonomy places the organism in Eukaryota, Metazoa, Chordata, Lepidosauria, Squamata, Rhineuridae. Gene Ontology annotation, molecular function: protein binding.
UUUACGAUGCUCGGCAGUUCAGAAUAUGCUGUUUUCUUUGGCUAGAGAUGCUGUCAGCUCUAGAGAAAAGCUAACACAGUUUGACCAAAACAUGGAGGCUGUGCUAGAGUUGCCAAAACAGCUCAAUGAGAAGAAGGACUCACCUGACAAGAAUGGAGGCCAGGAUCAAACGCAAGCCCAAGAUGGCAAUGUGAUGGCAGUCAAAACAGAGCCUGCAGAGCUCAGUAGAGAGGAUCCAUGUCAGUCCCCUUCUUUCCUUUGGGAGACCCUAGGUGGACAGUUCACGAAGUAUGAGGAGAUGGCUGCUUUCCUGAGUCCAGAAGAGAACCAAAGGCGAAUGCUGACUCUCUUGCGCAUCUUCCUGAAGGCCUGGGAUCAGUCAGCUGGCAAUAUCUGUUUCCCAAAUACCCAUCUUUUAGCAAGUGAGACUUCGAAGCUCCUGGCAAAAGAACUCAAGAAGAAAUUGAAUGGGAAGCCUGCAGAAGUAGCACGACUGACAGUGUGGCAAUUUCUGCAAUGGAAAGAAGAGGCUGCUGACGGUUAUGUGCUCCUGAGAUCAGUCUACUUGCUUUCACUUGGUCAUUUGGAACAAGGAAUCCGACGGAAUAUAAUCAAAUCUGGGCUCCCAUUCACACUGCUACAGUGUCUAUAUAUCUUCUUCGCCUUUCCCCUGGAGGAUGUUGGUGGCAACACUGGGAUGAGUCAAGCUGAACAUGAGGCACAGGAUAUGUUUGUGCAGACGAUGCUCAACAUUUAUGCAGAAGACGAAGGUGUAGAGGAGCUUCUUAUGGCCAUGGACCUUCAGUCCUUAAUUAUAGCAACAGCCUCCCUCUGGGACCAAGGCUGCCCUUGCUGGAAAGGCCCCACAAGCCGUGUGCUCCGAACAAUUUCAAAAGCCCAGUCCAAAAACACAAUUUCAUACCUGCAAGCCACAGAUUGCAUUAAAAUUUCCAUUCAGAAUUUAUCAAGGCUCGCUGACUCCCUUUCUCCUUGUGAUGUAUGUGAAGCGGUCAACAUCCUCCUGUGCUUUGUGAAAGAUUCAUACCUAAUCUCCCCUGCCUUGCUUUUAGAGUUUGAGAACAAUGGAGGCUAUCAACUCCUGUUGAAAGUGUUUCUCAGAUAUGAAGGUCUACUGAACAGUAAAGAAGACGCCAGUCUUAAAGAAACGCUGGACUUUGUGACACAAUUGACUGUUUGUGGGAAAACAGAACUGAAGGUUUCAGGAAAUAUCACACCCCCCCAGCUACCACAAUUUAAUGCUAAACAGUCCCUUUCUUCUGAAAAUACAGUGAGAAACCUGAAAGCUUUCCAGGUGCUAGAGUCCCUUUUUCGGAAAUCCAGUAACCCAGAGCUCUGCCAGUCCAUCUUACUAGGUCUGAAAUCUAUCUGGACCUGGAACUCCAUGAACUUCUUCCUCCUGGAAUGGUCACUACAGCCCAUUUCCCAGUUUGUUGGUACCAUCCCUCUCAAGCCACCUUUGGUCCAGAGAGAGUUCUUCCAGUUGGUAGAGUCAGUGGUGUUGGACCUCUCAUAUAUCCCCCAUGAAAUCCUGAAGGAGAUUCAGUGUUUGAUAAAGGAGAACCUUGAGCCACUAUGUACUUCACUAGCUCUGCGCUGCCUUCACAGCAUCACACAGAGGGACCGGCUCUUCACAGAUAUCUUCAGAGACUCAGGGCUCUUGGGAAUGCUACUUGCUCAACUACGCAAAGAAGCUAAGAUACUGAGAAAGAAAGGUACAACCCAAGUAGCACAUCAGGAUCAGAUUAUGAAAAGAGAGCUCAUCAAUAUGAUACUGAAGAUGGUGGCUGCUCUUAUUGGAGGAUCUGUUAGGAAUACAGUGAUUCUCAGAGACUACAGGAUGGUACCAUAUAUCAAGAUUUUUAUAGAUGAUGAGUUGUACCGAAGUGACACACUGACUAUCCUGGAGCAUCUAUCAGUUGUCAACCCUGAGGAGUACAUGAGCAUAAUUGUUGGAGCUUUGUGCUCUUCCACCCAAGGGGAACUACACUUCAAGCUGGAUCUACUUAAGUCUCUCGUAAAGACACUGGAUAAUCCCAAGGGUCGUUCGGCCUUCAGAACCAGCAGUGGCUUUAAUGGGCUACUCUCUCUUCUGGCUGACAUGGAAGGUGCAUUGCAGGACUCGCCUUCAGGCUUGUGGGCCUUGUUUGAUCAUAGCCACAUUAUGGAGCUCAUACUGCAUAUACUCCAAGUAAUAGCAAUUGCUAUCUACUUGGAUCCUGUCAACAGUGACUUUUUCCAAAAGAAUGGUCUCUUUGAGAAGAUGGCAGAGGACCUUGGCUUGCUAGGCUGUUUCUCAGCACAAAAAUGGGGACAGACUCCUGUACAGUUCAACAUGACACGGUCGUUUGCUGAGUUUUCACAUGCAGUUGUUUGCUCAUCAGAGGUUUUCCCUCCCUGUCUUAAAAACUGCAUAUUGAUAUUCAGUUUCCUUGACAAUAUGGCCAAGAAGAACCCCUUCUACAUCAAGAACUGCCUGGCAGAAGUGAAACUAGGUGUAGAGAAACUCACUCAAGAGGCAAAAGAAAAUCAACAAGAAGAAUCUGAAGAACUCAAAUACAGAUUAGAUGGUGAGGAUUGGGUGAUUGUGUGCCCUGGGGCUCUUUCUGUCAUGGUGAAACUGAUUUGCAAGCUCUACAAUGAAGCUUACCCAGAAUUAUCAUGGGAAAUCCAAUAUGCUGUGGCAAAUCACAUUCAGUCCUUGAUGAAGGUGGAAAAGAACCGCCAGCUGGCAUGUGGAGCUGGCCUGCUGGAUGCUGUCGUUACCUCCUGCUUAGAUGUGCUGCACAAUGCCAACAAUCCCUUGCAUCUGCCUCUAAUCAGGCUCUUUGAAAAACUUGCAUCCCAGUCAAUUGAACUCCAUGUCUUAAGACAGUUUCUUUGCCUCAGAACAACAUUGCUACCUGUAGCAUCUGGACUUAGUAGAAGGGUAUCCACAACUUCUCUGAGUCACAUAAGUGGUUCAUAUCAAGCAUCUUGGAAUGAAGGUUCAGAAGUAUCUAUAAUGAACGAUUCUGCAAAUCUUCAUCAUGCUUCCUCGGUCUCAGACACAUCCUGGAUAUCCAACAGCUCUGCAAUGGCUCUCCAGGCAGCCAUGAGCCUGAUUUCUAUGACAACUCCACGCAGCCUCAGUUCACACUGUGCCUGCCUGACACCUUCCUUUGUGGAAUUUGACAUGUCCCUGGAAGGAUAUGGCUGUUUGUUUCUUCCGGCAUUGGCUACUGUUCUGGGUCCCAACACUGAAUACUCCAUCAUGGGAGGAACUGGAAAAGGCCCCAGAUUAUUCCCCCCACUGGAUGGUCUGACUUUCUCUUCCUGGUUUCUGGUCAGCAAGAUGGGUUCUGUUCACAGUGCCCAUCCACUACGUUUCCUUACUCUGGUGCGUCACAUGGCGAGGACAGAAGAAGAAUUUAUCUGUUUCCAAGUGAGGUUUUCUCCCAUAGACAGUUGCCUGACCAUCUCCACUGAGGAAGUGGCAUUCCAAGCACCAGACAUUAUGGAACCUGAAUCUGAAGACCUUGGACAAUCUUCUGAAGUCCAGUUUAGAUGUGCUAACCUACUGGUGACCAAGCAGUGGAAUCAUCUUGCAGUGACUGUGGCAAAGGAAACGAAACGGAACUGUAUCAUUUCAGCCUAUAUAAAUGGGCAGGUAGUUGGCUCUGCUAAGAUGCAGUACAUACAGACUCUUCCAGGGACCUUUGUUUCCAUGGACUCCUCUUCAUUUAUUGAUGUCUAUGGCUAUGUGGCUACUCCCCGGAUUUGGAAACAGAAGUCUUCCUUGACUUGGUGUCAGGGCCCUAUGUACUUGUUUGAAGAAGUUAUCUCAGUGGAAGCUCUGCAGCUUAUUAUCAAGCUUGGUCCAAGAUACUGCAGCAACUUCCAAACUGUGGGCCUUGGAGGAGCAGGCUGCUGUAGCAGUGGACAGACUGCACCCUUGGUAGCACAGGAGAAGAUUUCUUUUGGAAUCAGCGCUAUGAUCUCAUUCUAUACCACAAUCAAAGAUAUAAAACACUGCUAUGGUGAGGUGGACAGUCGCCUAAUAGCAAAAGAGCUGGAGCUCUCCUCUCGUGACAAAGCAACACCAGUUUUCAUGGCUCAAAAUACUGCUGGAAAACUUCCAGGUCCUUUAAGAACUAUUGGAUCCGUUACUGUGGGCCAAUAUGGGACCCGAGUAUUCCAGUCCUGCCCAGCAGCUGUCAGUCUGAACUACAUUGGGGGCCCUGCUAUUCUGCUAGGUCUCCUUGCCGUGGCCCAUGAUGACCGUGCUGUGUAUGCUGCUGUCAAAGUGUUGCAUUCUGUUCUAAGCAGCAGUGCAAUGAGUGAAAAUCUAAUGAGACAGAUUGGUGGAUACCAGCUCCUGACAUACCUGUUGAAAAGAAAGAUCCAUUUGUUAAACAGCAGAAUUUUACAACUUGUCCUCUCCAUCGCUGGCAUUCCUGAGACCAGUUUGGAGUCCCCAACCGUCAACAACUUGGAGGCAUUCCAACAUAUUGUCUGCAGUUUUGAGCUCUGGUGCCAUGCCCCUGAAAAUCUGGAACUUUCUCUCUUUGCACACCUAAUAGAAAUCCUACAAUCCUCAAGAGAAGGGAGCUGGAAUGUGAAACUUGCUCAUCAGGUGCAGAUGGUACCUAAGCUCUUCCUUCUCUUCAGUGACCCUGAGAUUACUCACUCUCGCAUCAGCCGGAUCUGUGCAUUAUUGCCCCAUUUGCUAUGCAACCACUUCAGUAUCAAGGACAUCCUUUGGAUUGGCUUGUUCUUGGUUUACACUUUAUACCCUUCCUCUGUGGAUGAAAGACAAACCUGCCUGGAUGGUGCCCCAGAAUCACUUGGAGAUGGCUUAAGCCAAACAUCUGGGAAAAUGAUUUGCCUACGAAACCAGUUACUUAGAAUGCUGUUAGAUGUGAUGCAUUCAGAUAAACAUCAUCUAUCCUCUGAGAUCCAAGAACAAGUGUUCCAGACUCUGGGGCCUGACUGGUUCCUGAUGUUCACACAAAGUCAGGUGCAUCUAAGUACAGUUGUGCUGGCUGUCAAGUUGCUACUUCAUUUUCUGCAUAAUCGUAUGCUCCUGCAUAAAUUUAAAGAGGGAAUGAUGGCUGGUCUCUGGCUUGAAAACAGCUCAGUGGGCCUGAAUAUUUUAAUGGAUAAUUUAAAGAACUGCCCUCAUAUAUCUAAGUGCAACCCAUACUUGCUGUCUGGAUUUGAAGUGCUCAGAACGUUCCUGACCAAGUUUAUCCAUGUCCCCAAGAUCUUCUUUCUUCUGUCAGGACUGUUUUUGGCCACUCCAGUGUUUGAACCACCAGAUGAAACCAAGGCAGAUUUGGACUCAUUGUUACAGUGGCUGCUGAACAACCACUAUAUUGAUGCUGUAGCCAAAAUUGGGUUGUGUCCAGAGGGAGCAGUUCUGUUGCUAGAGAUGAUGAAGUCAUUAGUAAAACAGACACCAGCAGGUACAGAAGAUUCUUGGGAGAUCACCUACCCAGGGCACAUCUUGCAGUUCUUCUAUCUCGUAUAUCACAGAUACCCUCAAGAUCCCCUUUGGUACAACGCUGACUUCCUCCAAGCCUUGGCCUUGGUCAUCUUUCCCUCUGUGCUACCUCAGGGCAGCUGUAAGCAUGUUUCAUCUUCCAAUAGCCUGACUGCUGCCUCUGGCAGUGAAAAAAGUGAUGUCUUUCCUUCUUCUCUGCCCCUGCACCCUGCAAGGAAGCAAGUGUGGGACUUCAUACGCCUCCUCCUGAUGGAAUCAAUACUUCUUUUCUCAGCCCAUAGACAGUGGCACCCCUUGGAGUUGCUUCUUGAGGCUUCUGAAGAGAACUCCACCACUGAGCAGAAGAAAUGCUUCCAGACAGAGAUCCUGCUUUCCAUUAUAGAUAUCUUCUACAUAAUUGGUCAAGAUAAUGGGAAGACUUCAGUCUUAAGAGGGAACAGUGAUGCCAGAAGUACUUCAGAGUCAGCCAUGCCUUUAUUUAUUGUGAAUGUUUCCUAUUUUACCCAGAAGCUGGUAGAGAAGCUUUAUGCAGGCAUGUUUGCUGCUGACCCUAAAAAAGUUAUUAUCUUCCUUACAGAACAAGUGAUAAUGGUUACAGAAAAGCUUUUUCUCCAUAAGGAAGCAAUUAUAAGCAUCCUGUACAGCAGCUUAAACCGAGCCAUCUUGUACUACCUGUCUACUUCCCUAUCUGAUCAGCAAAAGCUCCUCAACGUCCUUCAUACUCUGCAAGAGCAAUGGGACAUCAUCUUUGCAAUACACAACUCUAGCCUGGACUUUAUCACCUGCCUUUUGCAUUGCUUGUCACAGCUGAGGCAUAUGAGCAAUCUAGAAAACCAUGAAGUAAAGUGGAGACCAUCUUCUGAUUACCAUAUUUUCCUGGGCCUGUGCAAAGAGGAGGGGAGGAUGAAUGAUCUCCCUGCUGUAAAGAAUGUUCAGCGAGACAUUUGGAAGGCUGUUGACGACAUAUGGAUUCAGCUUCUCUCUCAGAGAAGAAAGGAUUUGGAAGAUACAUACAAGAUGUCUCUCUCUACAGAGAUAAGAGAUAGGGAUGAGAAAGUGAAGAUGACUGACAUGAGUCCUUUGUGGGAAGAGAUAAUGAAAAAGGCUUGGAGGCAAUUCCUAGCAUCAGAAAAAAAAAAUCCCCAGAAUAAGGUUGCAGUUCCUUCUUCAAACAAGAUGAAUUUCUGGAGCAGAAGCUUGUCUUCUGCAGUGAAACUGACAUCAGGCAGGAACGUAAAGCCGAUGGGAUGCAAAACUAAGGACUUUGUAUCCUGUUUAGAAAAAUCCAGGAGAAGUGGCCAAGAGUUGUAUGCAGUUUUGUGCAAAGACCAAGAUGAGAGAUUGAUGUGUGUGUACAAUAAAUCAGCAAAAGCCUGGACAAAUCUUGAAGAGCAACUUUUUAGGAGAGGAGGCCCUUGGGGGUCUGCCUUAGUGCCUUCUGCCUCAAGAUGGGUUCUUGAUGGAUAUGAAGGCCCUGCCCGGAUGAGGAAGAGGAUUUGGUUCACUGCCACCUAUCAUACAGCUGUGUCCAUGAGGAACAAGGCUUAUCAGGCACAUGAUGGUACAAUAGCUCCAACUCCUGAGGAAAGUCAAGAUGAGCCAAUGCUAAAUGGAAGAGAAAGAGGGGCAGAUUAUGGCCAGCUGACUUUCUUUCCUGCCCUGCAUGAAAAUUUUCAUUUAGAAGGAUUGUUGGAAGUGUGCAUGGAAAGGAAAAUCAUCCUGCAAGAGUUUGUACAGGACGAAAAGAUUACAUGCAGACAAUCAGUGGUUAUUGUCCAGGGACACAUAGCAUUGGAAGGUGUGCUUCUCUUUGGCCGAGAGUAUUUUUACAUUUGCAAGCAUUUUACUUUGUCCCAGUUGGAGGAAGUUUAUUGCACAGAGCACUGCUUAUCCAGCAUCAGUGAUUCAUUCAUUUAUAGCUUGUGUCACAAAGACCAGGUCAUGCGACAGCCUACAUGCUCCUGCUAUUCAUACAGUGACAUUAAUGAGAUCCACCCAAUGCGCUUUCUUCUACAGGAGAUUGCCUUGGAAAUCUUCUUCAGAAGUGGCUACUCCAUAUUCCUUGUAUUCCACAACAGUGACAGGACAAAAACUCUGAAAAGAUUUUGUUCAGUGAAGCCUGAACUGAAAUCGAAAGGCAUCACAGAAGAAUCCAUUACUAUACGUACUAGAAAAGAGAAAACCAUGCUCUUGAAGUGGCAGAGAAGAGAAAUCAGCAACUUUGAUUAUCUCAUGUACCUAAACACUCUGGCUGGACGUACCUACAGCGAUCUUAUGCAGUACCCAGUAUUCCCGUGGGUCCUUGCUGACUAUCACUCCCAGACUCUGGACCUUACUAAUCGCAGUGCCUUUCGUGACUUCUCAAAGCCCAUGGGGGCACAGACUGCAGAGAGAGAAAAGAAAUUUAUCCAGCGCUAUGAAGAAGUAGAGGAGAGUGAAGGCAACCUCUCAGCCCAGUGCCAUUACUGCACCCACUACUCUUCGGCAAUGAUUGUGGCCUCCUAUCUGGUUCGCAUAGAGCCUUUCACCCAGAUCUUCUGCUCCCUGCAGGGAGGAGGUUUUGAUGUUGCAGACAGGAUGUUCCAUAGUAUGAAGAGCACCUGGGACUCGGCUUCAAGGGAUAACAUGACUGAUGUGAGGGAACUCAUCCCUGAAUUUUUUUACCUCCCUGAAUUCUUAACAAACUGUAAUCAGUUUGCAUUUGGAAGCUUGCGGGAUGGUACCUUGCUGGGUGAUGUGCAGCUGCCACCCUGGGCAGAUGGAAAUCCUCAUAAAUUUAUCAAUUUGCACAGACAGGCACUUGAAAGCAAUUAUGUCAGUGCCCAUAUCCAUCACUGGAUAGAUCUGAUCUUUGGCUCGAAGCAACAUGGCACAGCUGCAGUGAAGGCUGUGAACAUUUUUCAUCCCUAUUUCUACGGUGAUCGGCUACACCUGGAUAACAUCAAUGAUCCACUCAUCAAAAAAGCCAUCUUGGGGUUUGUCAGCAACUUUGGACAGAUCCCGAAGCAGCUUUUUACCAAAUCACACCCAUCCAGGAAUGCCUUGGGGAAGCAUCCACUGGGUAGAGAAAGUAUACUCUUCUCUUAUCCAGCAGAUGAAUUGUGUACAACAUUCAGCAACCUCCAUAACUUGAAGCUCUCAUCAGUUACCAUCAAAGAUGCACCAAAAGGACCUGUUGGUCACAUUGUGUGUACUGAAAAGGAAAUUUUGGCUGUAGGGAAGAACAAAAUUUUGCUCCCCCCACUGUGGAAUAAAGUGUUUUGUUGGGGAUUCAAUGACUUCACAUGCUGCCUGGUUGAUUCUGGAUCAGACAAGAAGAUGACCACAUUUGAAGCCAUAGCAGAUUGGGGAGGUUGCCUUUGUGCUGUGUGCCCUACACCAAAAACACUCAUCACCUCUGGAAGUAGCUCUGUACUAUGUGUUUGGGAACUCUCCAUGGCUGGAGAUGGAGCUGCUUGUUUAAAUCUGAAGAAGCCUUUGUAUGGACAUACACAGCCUGUGACCUGCUUGGCUGCCUCCACAUCUUACAGCAUAAUUGUGAGUGGAUCCGCUGACAGAUCCUGCAUCAUCUGGGACUUGAACCAGCUGACACACAUCACCCAGCUUCCUGCCCACGAGGCAUGCCUCUCAGCUGUUGCCAUCAAUGAUUCAACGGGUGAUAUUGCCUCAUGUGCCGGGACCACUCUCUGCGUAUGGAAUGUCAAUGGACAGCCUCUGGCCACAGCAGCCUUUAGCCUUGGAGGCACAAUUUCGUGUUGCUGCUUCAUUGAAGUGAUGGACUGGGAUGUGCACAGCCUCAUAGUCACUGGGAACACAGGUGGCACUGUACAGGUCUGGAAACUUGAAAAUAAUUCUCAUCUAUACCAGGACAUUAGAAGUAUAGUUUCACAAGAAGACCCUUCUGAAUGCCAAGUAAAAAAGGGUAACAAGGUGGAAAAACCAUUCGUUCUCUGUCAGGAGCUGAAUCUCAACAUGACUCCAUCAGAGAGGCCUUGCAAAAUCAUUCCAGCUAUCACAGCUUUGGCAGCUUCCCGGAAUUUUUCCAAGCUCCUGGCCGGUGAUGAAAUGGGAAAGAUCUACUGUUGGUCAGUAGAUGAGUAGGAAGAAGCACUGAGUGUUCCUUGUUAGCCUAACCUGGAUUGUUUUAAUAUGUGGAGAUGUGUAACUAUGGGAUGCACAGAGAGUUACAGUGAUGAAGCAGUGUGGACUGUUUUUGUCAGACAAGACCAGAUGUAGAUCUUUGGUAGCAUCUGUCGCAUCUCAGCCCAGUAUUUUAAAAUAUAGCAUGAGCCCAAAUACUUCCUCCUCCCAAAAUAUAGCAUGAGCCCAAAUACUUCCUCCUCCCAAAAGAUAGUAUGAGCCCAUAUACUUCCUCCCAUCCAGCAUGUUAAAGGAAAUGCAUUUAUUAUCAGUGUUUAAAGAAACUUGGCAGUUGUGGAACACGUUUCACCUAGUUUUUUUCCCCCUGCAACUACUAGCAGCCAUGGUGGGUUUCAAUUUGAAUAAGGCUGGAACACAGCGGAAAUGGUUAAUCCCCCCACAGCUACCAAUGCCAUAGCCCCAAUCAAACUGGCAGCCACCAUGGCUGCUUUUAGUUAAAAGAAAUCCAUUGGGAAAUCUUUGUCUCUGACAGCUCCAUUCUUUCUCCCCAUCCCACCCUGGUUCAGUUACCAUAGGUCUAUUUGUCUAGGGCAUGAUAUAACUUCUGAAGUGCCUUGGACAGGGGUCACCAAUGUGCCCACCACUAUCUCCUAUGGCACCUGCAAAAGGUAUCAGUAAAUAUUCCCUCAAAAAUCCACAAGACUGUUUGUUCUUCCUGUUUGCACUGGCUUGGCCUCUCCUACAUUGAACACAUCUCCUUAAAAAUGCCCACAUUUCAUUGGAUGCUAUGACUGGACACCCUCCCUCCAUUCUAUACUGAACAAAGGAAAUGUUGAAAGAGCUUCUGUCUGAGUGAGUGCAGAAGAAGCUGAUGUUCCCAUUCUUUUCCCAUUGAGGGGAGGGACUGAUGCCCGCACCAUUUGGUGUUCCUCUCUUUUUAGAUGUGGCAGCCAUUGUGUGUUGAGCCAUCCCCCCCACUGCAUUGAUUUUGUGACUGGUGCCCAUGGGACUUUCUCUCAGAAUUCCAAAUGUGGUCAUUGUCCCAAAAGGUUGGGGAUUGUAUUAGGAUUAAUACAAUAAAUUGUAUUAAACAUU